AUGCCCGUCGAGCCUAAUGUGAUCCCCAUCAUCUUCGACACCCCUACCAUCCCUAUCACUGCUAUGAACCCUGUCUCUCUCGACCACCUCAUAGAUCCUGCGUUGAAAGCGAUCAGUAAUCACAGCUCCAGUGAUCUGCUUGCAACUACAGCAGUGGCUGAUCCAGCCAUUGUCAAUCCCACUCACAUCAACACACCCAAGGUCCCACCAGCUUCCUUUGUUCCUCAGACACCUUUGAGCUCAUCGACACCAUCAAUUCCUGCAACACCUAUUCCUAUUCCCGCAAUACCUUCUAUUCCCACGACAUCACCGACACCACCCAUCAUUCCUGUCACUGCAGAGACUCCUGCGCCCCCCACCACCAACACAAAAUCAAAACCAAAGCCUCGUCCAGUCAAAUCGAAGACUCCCGCAGUGCCAAAAGCUCCAAACACGCCAAACAAAGCCAAGGCAAUGCAUAUCCAGAAGACAAUCAAUGCACGGAAUCUUUGUGCAGCUGCAUGGAAAGCCGCUGGCAAUCUACUGGGAACAGCCAAACAAUUCAAAGGAUACUGGGAACAACUUCCCACUGCAGAGAAAGCAGUAUUCGAAGCGCAAGCUAAAACAUUGCUGGCUACGAGCACAUUGGCAUCAGUCGCUACCACUGGCAGUGGGCCUUGA
Suillus subalutaceus is the source of this 660-nucleotide messenger RNA. RefSeq lists its product as uncharacterized. The record is from RefSeq and is a predicted model, not a curated record. NCBI's taxonomy places the organism in Eukaryota, Fungi, Basidiomycota, Agaricomycetes, Boletales, Suillaceae. The transcript is spliced from 6 exons. Bases 1 to 660 code for a protein of 219 amino acids.